Macaca mulatta (Rhesus monkey) is the source of this 1404-nucleotide messenger RNA. NCBI's taxonomy places the organism in Eukaryota, Metazoa, Chordata, Mammalia, Primates, Cercopithecidae. The record is from RefSeq and is a predicted model, not a curated record.
ACUUCCGCCGCUGGUGUCCACCCGCAGGUAGCGGUGUCGAGCGUCGAGCUCCCAGAAGCGAGCUGGUGAGGGGCUGCAGGUGGCGGAGCAGUCUCCUUAGGCGGUAUGAGUUUGGCUGGGGGCCGGGCACCCCGGAAGACCGCUGGGAACCGGCUUUCCGGGCUUCUGGAGGCAGAGGAGGAAGAUGAGUUCUACCAGACGACUUAUGGAGGUUUCACAGAGGAAUCCGGAGAUGAUGAGUAUCAAGGGGACCAGUCAGAUACAGAGGACGAAGUGGACUCUGACUUUGAUAUUGAUGAAGGGGAUGAACCAUCCAGCGAUGGAGAAGCAGAAGAGCCAAGAAGGAAGCGCCGAGUAGUCACCAAGGCCUAUAAGGAGCCUCUCAAGAGCUUAAGGCCUCGAAAGGUCAACACCCCGGCUGGUAGCUCUCAAAAGGCCCGAGAAGAGAAGGCACUACUGCCACUAGAACUACAAGAUGACGGCUCUGACAGUAGGAAGUCCAUGCGUCAGUCUACAGCUGAGCAUACACGACAAACGUUCCUUCGGGUACAGGAGAGGCAGGGCCAGUCAAGACGGCGAAAGGGGCCCCACUGUGAGCGGCCACUAACCCAGGAGGAGCUGCUCCGGGAGGCCAAGAUCACAGAAGAGCUUAAUUUACGUUCACUGGACUUGAUCCUGCUCCCUCAGCGUCUGCAUUGACUCCUCACGCUGGGACGGGACCCGUCAACGCCCCUGCUCGCUGCUCACGUACCUUCAUCACUUUUAGUGAUGAUGCAACUUUCGAGGAGUGGUUCCCCCAAGGGCGGCCCCCAAAAGUCCCUGUUCGGGAGGUCUGUCCAGUGACCCAUCGUCCAGCCCUAUACCGGGACCCUGUUACAGACAUACCCUACGCCACUGCUCGAGCCUUCAAGAUCAUUCGCGAGGCCUACAAGAAGUACAUUACUGCCCAUGGACUGCCACCCACUGCCUCAGCCCUGGGCCCCGGCCCGCCGCCACCUGAGCCCCUCCCUGGCUCUGGGCCCCGAGCCUUGCGCCAGAAAAUUGUCAUUAAAUGAAGAGACGUCUAGUCCUCAGAAACUUCUUUCCUGCCCUGAUUGGGGCUCUUGCUGUUCCAUCUCCUCUCCCUGCUUCUCCCCUUUGUCACCUCUGAUCUUUGCCCUAUCUUUUCUCUAUUUCUUUCUCUUUUUCCCCUAGUUCUUACAGGUUUCGUUGUGUUUUUUAAUCUAAUAAAAUAGAAAGAUCCCUUUUGUCUGGUGUCCAGUCUAGGUUUGGGAGCAAGAAGUAUUUAUGAAUACCUAAAUAUAUUUGGGUCUUUAUUUGAUAGCAUUUAUUAUGAGCUGUCGUUUCUAAAUUGUAUUCAUUCCUCCAGCUAAAUUAUAAACAUCUGAAAAUUGCACACCAAAA